AUGGAGGACGAUAAGCCUAACAAUGCUCAUUCGUGGGCUAAUAUCGUUAAGACAUCGAGACCCAACACUCCACGAACCACCACAAACCCAGAAACAGUGAAUUUCGGGGUCGCGUCUAACCGAGAGCCCAUAUAUGAGGCUAAGGAGAAGCUGCAUAACCAUCACGAUGCCCCGAAUACAAUUCCUCGCUUCAAUGCCGAAGGCCAACUGGUCCAGGCUGUGGUUCCUGGAAUUGUGGCACCCACGGUAGCUGAAUUCGACGGCCUGGUGGCCUCCAUGAAGGAGACCAUUUUUCUACUUCACAAGGAUAUAUCCCAACGAAGUCUAGACCUAAUCUCAGCUAAGGCAUCUCUAGCCGGAAAGGAUUCACAGAUAAAGCACCUUGAGAAUAUUAUCCGAGAGCUUAAGAAGGAGCUAGGAGCAGUAACAGCUACGGAUAAUGGAACCCAUUAUGAGAUCAUCCGGUUAAGACUAGAGAAUGCUAGUCUUCGAGAGUCUGUCCACACUGGAAUCAUAAAUGUUGCCCAAGUGUACGGACCUGGCAGUUUACAGCACUUCGAAGAUAUUGGAACAAAAGGGGUAGAAGCUGAAGAGAAGAGGGUCGAUGAUUCUGUUAACCACCAUCAAAAAGUCGAGCAGGUUCCGUAUGCAGAUCCUGCUCCGGCUUUUUCAUCUGGCAACGGACGAAGCAACGGACGACAGGGUGAAUCCAAAGCGACUCAUAAACGAGUCCAUUUCAAACAAGGCCCCCCUGAAGGAACGAUUCCUAGUAGCCAAGUGUUUAGACCUACGAAUCUAGCUGUCAUUACUGAGGUCGAUACUAUAACCCGCGAUGAUCUUGACAGACCAGACUCCAACAAGACCGCUGUGGAUAGUAGCGCUCACCCCAUCGAUGUAGAACAAUCUACAGAAGGUGUCCCUAUCGUCCGACUUCCCCCUCCUAUCAACAAAACUGUCGCUGGCUCGAAAGCAGCUAUGAACGCAGGUACAAAGGCUCGAGAUAGUUCUAAGAAACCUGCAAGCGUUUGUUCUCCUAUAGCAAACACUUCUCGAGCUACUCAGGAUACGUCCAAGUCAUCCGAUCGAGACGACGGAUGGACUCAGGUACAGACCAAGAGAGUGUCUUCCAAAGACAAAUGGAAGAAGAGACAGGCGGCAAAGAAACAAGCAGCAAAGAAGCGGGCAUCAGAGGAAAAGGCGUUUAAGAAGAAAGUCACCGAUGUGACCACAGCUGUCUCACCAGGCCAAAGUAUGUCCCCUGGUACUAAGCCAUCUACCAAGGCAAAGGUAGCUCUGAGCAGUGGUCACAAACCGAAGCCUAUCAAGAGGCCUCAUGGGACUGUCAUCGGGUCAGCUUCCAAGUUUUCACAGAAGCCUAACCCACAGAAAGAUCAAUCUGCUAAAGAGGACGAACGGGUUACCGCGGUCGUCACAGAAGUUCCUGUCAAUGAGGCAGUUGAACCUAAGCCCUGGCCCCAUGCUCAGGGCCAGACGCAGCCUGUGAGCUUAGCAGCUGACUGA
Annulohypoxylon truncatum is the source of this 1521-nucleotide messenger RNA. RefSeq lists its product as uncharacterized. NCBI's taxonomy places the organism in Eukaryota, Fungi, Ascomycota, Sordariomycetes, Xylariales, Hypoxylaceae. The record is from RefSeq and is a predicted model, not a curated record. The transcript has 2 exons. Bases 1 to 1521 code for a protein of 506 amino acids.